Pyrenophora tritici-repentis Pt-1C-BFP is the source of this 1854-nucleotide messenger RNA. NCBI's taxonomy places the organism in Eukaryota, Fungi, Ascomycota, Dothideomycetes, Pleosporales, Pleosporaceae. The record is from RefSeq and is a predicted model, not a curated record.
AUGGCAAUCUUCCUGUUCCAAUUCAUACGUAGAAAGCUCAGAGAAUGCCAGGCUCGCAAGGCCAUUCCCACGACAGAUGACUCCCAUCUAGUACCCGAGAAACACACAUACAACAAAAGCCAGAGAACAUUAAACCGUAAUGAACACGCAGGCUCAGAAGCUGCAGUACCAGGAAGUCAUAUCAACUAUCUCACUCCCGAAGAAGCAGCACAACAGAAAGCAGAAAUCCGUCGGAGAAAGAUUCGACAAUGGAAGUUGAUCCUUGGACUUUUGCUACCCAAUUUUCUGGCUGCUAUGGACGUCACUAUUGUGGCUCCUGCGAUACCACUUCUAUCUUCACAUUUUAAUCGCCUAUCUGAAAGUUUCAACUGGAUAGUGGCAGCUUACACCUUGACGUUUACCACAUUUGUCCCAGCGUCCGGGCAGCUGGCCGACAUCUACGGUCGCCACUUCGCACUCCAAUUCGAGAUGUUUUGGAUCAUGAUAGGCAGUGUGCUAUGUGCUGCUGCUCAAUCUUGGAGCAUGCUGCUCUUGGGUCGGGCACUACAGGGUUUGGGUGCUGCGGGUAUCAUGAGUCUUAGCCGUAUCAUACUCUCUGAUGGAGCGACACUAGCGGAGAAUGCAUGGAAUAACUCACUCUUGUCACUCAUCAGUGGCGUGAGUUAUUCUAUCGGUCCUGUCAUCGGUGGCCGACUUGUUGAUGCAAGUUGGCAUUACAUUUUCAUCCUCCCAAUUGGUGUAUCGAUCCUCGCCAUGCUGGUGAUCUUCUUCGUAAUGCGAAAAGAGCUUGUACAAGGCAGUGCCACGGAAGCAGGUGGAUCACGACGCCUUGGCUAUAUUACCGGACUUGCCAUAAUCGACUGGCCUGGUCUGGUCAUGUUCAUCUUGGGGGUAGGAUGCAUCAUUCUCGCGAUCCAAUGGGGCGGAACACAAUAUGCCUGGAGCUCAGCCCAAGUCGUCGCACCGUUCGUCGUGGGUGGGAUACUUUGCAUAUCCUUCUUCGUUUACGAAUAUCUUCUUGGACCCGGUCGUGCUGUAGCCCGGCUCUUCCCUCAACAGCGGCCCAUGAUCCCCUCGACACUUUUUCGCAAGGCAGACGCCAUUCUACUCAUGAUCAUAAACUUCUCCACUGGCAUAUCUAUAGUCUCGGCGUUCUACUUCAUCUCAUAUUACUGGCAGUUCGCAGAGGGCUACUCUUCCAGUAAAGCAGGUGUCCAGCUGUUAUUCUAUCUUCCCGGUCUCGGCUUGGGGGUUCAUAGUGCGACGCUUCUUUGCAACAAAUGGCCUCGUCAGACUUAUUCGCCGCUACUCCUGGGUUCCAUCGUUGAAUGUCUGGGGCUCACCUUGCUCACAUACUCGGUCUAUAUCCGCAACACGAUAAUGGUCAAGAUUUUCCUAGCCGUGGCAGGGGCUGGUACAGGCCUUCGCUUCAUGCCCGUCGUACUCCACGGGGCAGGUAUCUGGUCCACGUGCAUAUCCAGUAUGCAAUCACUACUAUCCUUCAUGAUUCCGCUCGGAGAAACAAUCGGUAUCUCGCUGAUGGGCUCUGUAUUUUCCAACAAACUCGCCACUUUCCUCGCACAGGUCAAUGCCCGUACAUAUGGGACAGCUCUACCUGCUACCGGAAUACCUUCUCUUGAGCUCCUCGAUAAGCUCCCUGAAGCGGUCAAACAAGACAUUCAGAACGCUGCUGCCAAAGCCGUCAUGUGGUCGUUCGUUGCUGUGCUGCCUUUUGUGGGCUUGUCACUUGGCGCAUCGGUCUUACUAGGCAAUGUUUGGAUUGGGAAGCCGGUAAGGGCAGCGAAAAAGAACAGUCCGGCGCGUGGGGCGGAAAAAGAACACGGAGUACUAUGA